Messenger RNA from Zalophus californianus (California sea lion), 8671 nucleotides. It is a transcript of the gene CMTM4, whose product is annotated as CKLF like MARVEL transmembrane domain containing 4. NCBI's taxonomy places the organism in Eukaryota, Metazoa, Chordata, Mammalia, Carnivora, Otariidae. The coding region runs from base 94 to 720 and encodes 208 amino acids. Gene Ontology annotation, cellular component: membrane. The record is from RefSeq and is a predicted model, not a curated record. The transcript is spliced from 4 exons.
CAGGCGGCGGCGGCGAUGCGGCGGCCCCGCUGAGCCCGCCAGCUCCGGGCGCCGGGGGCCGGCCGCGCGAGGCGGCCCGGGCCGGGCGGCAGCAUGCGGAGCGGCGAGGAGCUGGACGGCUUCGAGGGCGAGGCCUCGAGCACCUCCAUGAUCUCGGGCGCCAGCAGCCCGUACCAACCCACCACCGAGCCGGUGAGCCAGCGCCGCGGGCUGGCCGGCCUGCGCUGCGACCCCGACUACCUGCGCGGCGCGCUCGGCUGCCUCAAGGUCGCCCAAGUGAUUUUGGCCCUGAUUGCGUUCAUCUGCAUAGAGACCAUCAUGGAGUGCUCCCCGUGUGAAGGCCUCUACUUUUUUGAGUUUGUGAGCUGUAGUGCAUUUGUGGUGACUGGAGUCUUGCUGAUUCUGUUCAGUCUGAACCUUCACAUGAGGAUCCCCCAGAUCAACUGGAACCUGACAGAUUUGGUCAACACUGGACUCAGCACUUUCUUUUUCUUUAUUGCUUCGAUUGUAUUGGCUGCUUUAAACCACAAGACCGGAGCAGAAAUUGCUGCCGUGAUAUUUGGCUUCUUGGCAACUGCGGUGUAUGCGGUGAACACGUUCCUGGCAGUGCAGAAAUGGAGAGUCAGUGUCCACCAGCAGAGCACCAGUGACUACAUCCGAGCCCGCACGGAGUCCAGAGACGUGGACGGUCGCCCCGAGAUCCAGCGCCUGGACACAUGAGCCCACCUGCCAGAGCCCUCCUCCCUCUCAUCCUUGUGCCCAUCCUUUCAACCAAGUUUUCUUUCCCUCGUCACGUCAGAUUUUCCUGUGAUUAAGCUGAAUUUUGUCCUCUUUGGUAGAAGUUCCUUCUGGGAAACGGUUUUCAGAAUGGCCCUGUCGGUGGGUCUGCGAGGCGGGGAGCCCCAUACCCAGCUGUUGAGACAGAGGCGGGAGAGAGGGGCCUCACAGGCUGCCAUGUCUCUUCAAGGUCCUCACUGUCCCCGAGCACAGGCUUCACAUCUGGCUCUGAGCCACCCUGUCAUAGGUUUUUGUGACAAGUCAAGACUUUGGAUUAAUGGGAGCUGCUAGGAGGGGUAAAAAAUCAAGGCAUGAAGGUGCAGGGUUGGAAGAGUCAGCAGCAAUCGCUGGGCAGGCCCCUCGAGGGCCGCAGGGCAGCGCGUGGUCCUGCUACCUGGACCCUCCCCUGCUCCUCGUCUUCCAUCCCUGGGCCGUCGAGACGGCCAGCACAGGCCCGGAACACCGCGGGAGACGCUGAGGGCUUGGCCACGGGUGUGCUGGUGGAGCUGUUUGCCGGGUCUGGACUCUACGGGGAUGGGAAGAGCUGCUGUGCCCUUGGCACAGCUCGGCAGGCCUGCUGCCCUGCGGGAAGGUCGCCCCUCGUUUCCUGCCCUGCUGAGAAAUCACUCGAUUGUUCCUCCAGUGCGUCACCUCCCCGACUCCCACGUCCCCUCCUCCAGGAAUAUGGGAGCAUCUUGUUUUCCAGUUUGCUCCCCACCCUUACUACUUGGAGGCUGAAUUGCAGACUUCCUGCAAUUUUACCUUCUCAGGUAAAAGUCACACAUAAAAAAAUACAAUCCAUUCCAGCAGCUAGAAUGCUUGCCCAUUUGCUGGCUUCAUGGACCACAGGUGGGGACCCACCUCUGUUUUAGGGACGUGUGCUCAUUUUUGAAUGCCUGAGGACAGUUGUAAAGUGAUUCUGAGUAGGUUGGUGUAGGAUUUGAAAAUACUUGAAUCUCCACCACGACACACCCUUUCUCUGCUGUUCAGAAGGCACAGGCUGUAGCUUUUGUGCCUCAACGUCCGCGCUAUGGACACUGAUCUCGGAAGUUGUUGGGAAAAAUUCUAGUUACGUCAGGUUUCAGAUGGAUUCUUGAGAAAGUGAAGGUUAUGUGGUGAGCGUGUUCAACGAGCCCCUCUGAUGCUGUAGUGUUUUUUGUCCUUUGCAUUUUUCCUGUUGGAGACUAAUUGUAUCUUUCACGGAAAAAUGGUUUUACCUUGUCGGGUUUUCCCUCUCUGAACUGUUGUUAAUGUUUACAAAGCUCCUUCCCGCUCUACUAGUCUGCGUUUAGCCAUCCCCCCGGGAGGAGACCCGUCCUGCUCGGGGGACGAGUGUGCAGCCCGGGGAGAGCCCCCGGGACCUCGCCUAGCAGUGGUGGAGGGCGCUGUGUAAGAGGGGAGCAAACGUGAGUGUGCCGGGCGGUGGGGGGGCACAGCGCGUGUGAGAAGGCGUCCAGCGCAUCUGAUUUCCCAGUGCAGGUCCCCCUGCUUGGCCUGCGAUUCCACGGCUGAAGGGUCGGGGCGAGGGGUGAGCCCCUUGGACCGGCCGCCUGGUACGAUCCGAAUUCUGUGGCUCCUUUCCGGGGCAGCGGCCCAGGUCACACGUGCGAGCUCCUCGUCCGCAUCCGGGGUGGCGGGCUGCCCGUGCAGACCCCCUGCUCCCACGCCACGCGGGUCCGAUCGAACCCCCUGCCCGUGUGUGUGUGUGUGUGUGUGUGUGUGUGUGUGUGUGUGUGUUGUGAGGCCACGCCAAUCGUGCGUCGCAGACUUUGAACUUAGUAGAUGUAGUGACUUUGGAGGAGAUUAUGACAUCUGGAUUUUAUCUGUUCAUUUUGUGUAUUUAUUUUGCAUUUGUUGAGUGUGUCUGCAUCAUCAACAAUGGGCUCAUCUCCCUCUGAGAGUUCCAGUUAGAAACAGGGUCACAAAGACUCAGCCUUGCAUUCAGCGGGGCCCACUUGGAAGGACCACCCUGAACUUUAUCAGAAAUCUGUUGGGAAUCAUGUUACUUGGCCUCAAUAAAAAGCCGCCUUUGAAGUGAGAUCGAAAAAAAGAAUACCACUCAGGCAGGAUUGUUGCCCAAGUUUUCCCAAGUCACUGCAAUAAAACCAGUUUAUCAUCCGGUGAAAAAGGGCCUAUUGGUCUCCUGAGGAUGUGUUGAAAGCUGCAAGAAAGGUUCUGAAGCCCAUCGAAACUGUAAAUGCUUACAGGUGAUAAAAAGUGAUGGUACCUUGUGCCACAGAGGGACUUACAGUCAAUUUGCAUCGUAGUGUAGAAUCUUUGGAAUUAUUUAUGUCCCUGUAACUAUUUAAUAUCCUUUGUGCCAUGAGGCUCCCCCAUGGUUUUUGUAAAUAUAUUUCUUAAUAUUUAAUUAGCUCCCAGGACAACCAGCAGUGGCCAGGCCCACUCUUGGCUCUCUAACCCAGGGGACCCGGUGACGCUCGUGUGGCGUGAGCGCUCGUGGAGGGAAUUUGGCUGUCUAGGGCGAGUGUGACGACGCUUGCAUUUUCCUUGUGUUGCCUCUGUGUACAAACAGGACAAUCUAGAUUGGGGGGGCGCUUACCAGGACUUUUUUUUUUUUUCCCAAAUUGAAAGAAGCCUAUUUGUGCAUUUAAUAGUUCCAAUAUGGACCACAUCCCUAUGGUUUGGGGCAUUUUAAGGCUGAGGCAAUCUUAGUGUUUCUCAAUUUUCUGGUAGGAUGAUGCUGGCGUUCAUAGUGGGUGCCAGACUUGAUGGGAACUGCAGUUGCUGUGUAAAUUGGAAUUUGUUCCUGGACACUGUAUGGUUGAAACCCACAAAAAUUUGGUGGAACCUCUGGGGUGGUUUGAGAUGGGUGCAAACACUGACGUCUUCAGAGAAAGUUGAUAUUGGCACUGAUUUGGUUGAUGUGGUAUUUUUUUUCCCUCUGAUUCUCCUGUAUCCUUUCGCACUGCUGAAGGCAUUGGGGGGAGAGGUCUUCCCCUUGCAAACAGAGACAGGACAGUCAUGGAGGCCCAAAGACACUCAUUGGCCUCACAGAAAGCCAGGGAAGGACGAAGGCAGUCACAGAUUAAAAUCUCACCGGAGAAGUUUGAUGUAUUUUAUUUUAGAUUUUUACUCUGUGCAGCAACACUUAUCCAAGAGAGAUGACCUUUGCCUACCAAAAGGCAGGGAUGGAGUAGCCUGUCCAGUCCCAAUGCCUCGUCUUCCUCGGCAAGCUGAGCUGAAGUGCCAGUAUGGGCAGAGCCCCGCCUGGCCACGCUGAAGCCGGCAGCGGGGAGAGGGGGAGACCCCAGCCCGGCUCUGAGGGCUCGGCUCUGGGAGGCAGACCCCACCCCCAGCCCUCAGGGCACCGUGACAGUCGCGUGGCACGGACGCUUUUGCGUGUGGAUAGGCAUGAAGUCAGUCCGAUGUGUCGGAUGCUUCUGGUGAGAGCUUUUGACUCCGUUGAAAACAUGUCUACUCGCUUGAAGUUUUCAGUUUCAUCUGCCUUUCUGUGGAGCUCUCUUAGUGAUUGAAACUUUCGUUAAGCCAAAGGCAGUCCCUUGGGGAGAGGAAGCACUUUUGUCUGCACAUGUGUGUGAAUUCUUGCACCCAGCAAGCCUGGAAUAACGCCUCGGUGUGUCACGUCCUGUGUGGCCCCAGCUCACCUUCUCUUGUAAACAUUCAUGUGAUCUUUGGGAAGAAAUUCCUCACCCUGCCAUGUGUUUAAGAGGUGGACCAAGUUCUAAUCUCUGGCUGUGGAAGAUUUUCUGUAGGUUCUCAGAACUGGCCUUAACAGAUGAAUAGUGUGUGGAGGCAGUGUGUGGCCAGUUCAGUGAUUCUGGAAGGCAAUGAUGAUUUAAGUGGUCCCCAUUGUGCCUCCAUGUUCAAAACCAAGCAACCAUGAAGUCAUCUUGCCACUGCUUGUCAUUUUCUCCAUAUCUUGUUUAUAGGAAAAUAAUGACAUUAAACGGGUAGCAAAAGGCAGGAAAAAAAAAAGCACUUUCUAGGCUGAAGGCUACUGCUGAUUGAUUCUCUCUAGCAAAAUAAGAAGUUGCUUCUUGCCCCUGGAACUGUCAUUGGUUUGUGAGGGCCCCAGACGUUUUUUUUAGUUCCUAGUGAACUUUGCAGAACCCGGGGGUUCUGUCUUCAAGUCUUUCUUACUUUAUCAGCACCCACUCUAAGGACCAGCUGGGCGACAGGCUGGAGAGGUGGGGGCAGAGGCAGGUCUGGGAGCUGAGAAGAGAGAGGGGCUCAGUACACCCAGACUGUGUCCUGGGGGACCCUUCAUCACACCACACGUGGUGACUGACCCAGGACAUUUUGAAAGAAUGUACUUGGUGAACUACCUUCCUGUCCUCUAGCUUUGGGAAAAAAUGAGGUCUUGGUGUUUGGAAUCAGCCUGAGAACAAAAGCUGGAUGUUGGGACCAGUCUGCCUUGGCGCUCUGGAUGGGCUCUUGGUGUCUUGUUGAGUCUGGACAGGGUGACUCAGAUUCUGGUUUGGGUGCCUAGAGAGGAUGCAGGCCUAACGCCUGCCUGCCUUGAACUUUGCAAACCUUCCUGGCUUUUUAUAAGAUCUUGUUUCCUCUCUUCUCAGAUAUUACUGAGACCAUAAGAACUGUCUGGUUGAAAAGGUAAUUUGAAAUAUUUGACCCUGUACAUUGCUUUUAUUUAGAAACCACCUCUGACAGAAAACACCCUCAAUAUCUGUUAGAUCUGGAAUUUUCUUCUGAAAAUGAAUGUUCGAGUUGACUUUUCCUUAUACCAGUAAAUGGCAUUUAUACACUCUUAGGCUUGAAACAGAGGAAUGGGUCCUGAUGUGUUUUCCCUUCUUUGGUCUAGAUUAUAUUUUUAUUCCAUUUGGAUAUCAUUGCUCAACCUUGGGGAUUUUUUCUCCCUCUUUCUAGUUUUUCUUAUUCCAUAAACAGUACAGAAAAAAGUUACCUACAAGCCCACUGAGCUUGAAUCACUGGCAACUUGCCUAGAGUAAAAUUUAGAUUAUGGAUCCUUUUAUAGUGCAUCUUUUUCAUAGGGUUAGUUUGUUGUCCACAUUUUUAUGCCAAGACUUUAAUUCAGGUGACUUGCUUAUUAGACACCGGGGAGUGGCAUGUUUUCUUUGGGAUGCAUUGUACACAAAGGCCAGAGAGCCUUCAUUAAGGGGUUAAUAGCCUGGACCGUACUGAACUAUCAGAACUUUUAUGGUUCUAGUGGAACUUGUCUCAAACGACCUUAAUCAGCUUUGUUGAUGGGAUUAGGGCGAGGCCCGAAGUUUCUUUUCCUAAUUAUGCCUCAGAGGAGAGAAGAUGUGACACAGUUGAUUCAGGCGAUGGUUUGUAUGGGACUUGGUCAUAGUUUGAACCUGUCAAAUCUGAGUUGUCUUUGGAGGACACUGCUAAAUCCCAGUAGGAAGCACCCCGCUUUACCAGGGAAUGAGGACAGUGUGGGGGCCUGGUGUCCAUGCCAGUUAGGGCCAGGUCUAACUCAUGGCUGCCUCCCUCUGUGGGCCAUUUUGCUUUCCUGCCUUUUCCAGAAUCGGUUUUGCAAGUUUUGAGACUCUGUUCCCCUGCAGAAGCAAGGAAGGCAAAUCAUUAAGGGUUAAAGGGGGAACUGACUGGUCCAAGGCUGGGGGAGGGCCAGCUCCCUGGGGGAAGACGAGAGCAGGAGGCCCGGAUGGACCCCCAAGCUGGCCCAGACCCACACAGGGGCUGCCUACUUCCAGCGAGUUCACUCUGUAACCCAAAAUGGGUUUUCCAAUCCUGCCUCAUGAUGAAACUGACGUAUGUGGAUAAAACCAGUGCUUUUAAUAACUUGAUUUUGAUGUGGUUCCCUCGGAGAGAAUGUAGGGAUUGAAACUAUUUGUAUAUGUUGAAGUUUGUAGGGGUUCAGGAACCCGUGGCAAAAACACUUAACUAUUUAUUACAGGUAUGACUGUAUGUUUUUUUUUUCCCCAAAGUAGAUAAUUCUCUCUUUGUAUAUUUUAAGACAAAUAAUAAUCGCUUCACCUUCGGUGCCUUCCGUGUGUCAGUCACAUAAACACUUGUCAAUCGUGGAAUUGAAAAAAAAGAUGUACAUUUAGUUAAACCAGAUGACACUAUUUUUGUAGCAUGAUUUUCGAUUGUGUCCUUUUAAUAUUGCUUUUAGCAAUGAUGGUUUUGAGGUUUGGCCAUUAUCCCUUUAAACUUCGUUAGGUAUUUUAAAAAAGAAAAAGAUAAAACCCCACCUUGGCUAUUCCUGUCUCCUCUCUGCUGCUUUCUCUCCCCAACGACUUGUUUCUGCUUAUUUCAACAGUCUGAGAGUAAGAGUAUAUUUCUGUGAAAUAAUUAUUAAUCAGUAUAACUGCAUUUGGCAUUUUUAAACUACUUGGUCAGCUAGAGCGAGCCACUCCUCACCUCAAACAGAAAGAGGAAAGUGGUUUCAUAAAAAAAAAUAGAUACCUGCAGUGCUCUGACUUCCCCCGCUUUGGGUCCGAAACGGCGAAGAGAGCCCCAUUUUUAACGGGCUGGUGAGGCCGAGGGCCUUCUCGGGCCUGGUGUCUUCCGGGACCUGCUCAGGCCACCCCUCCCGCUCUGCUGCAGGCUUCCCUCUGCCCGCCAGAGACAGGCUGCCCGGGUGGCCUCCGCCGGCUGGCCUUCUCCUGGGACCUCACAUUGGAUUAUGGAUGUGCCAGGUGGGUUCCGUGGCCCUCUCUGGUUUUCUGCCCGGACAAAAUAGAUGCCCUGCUAUGAGGAGCUUGAUGAAAUCGAGCCUCGGCUAACACUCUAGCUACUCCUUCGGCUUUCCCACCCCCAUAGGACCCGGGUUCUGUCCAGUCAAGAAAAAUCUCGAGUAAACUAGCUGAGCCGUUGCAACAUGAAGGAAUGGAUUUAUUGAAACAUACGAUUGUAGCUUCUUUUUUGUCCUUUUGAAGGGUAAGAAUAUGUAAUUAAUUUAACAAAGGAAGUCAAGUCAGAUGGCUAAUAACUCUAAUAUGAUUAUUCAUUGUUACUUGGCCCGGUGGCACUUUGGGGGGCAAUGUUAAUUUAAUAACUAUUACAUUUUGCUUCUUAAAAGUCUAUUUCCUUUACUAGUUUGGACACAGCUUUGGGGCAUUCUGAGGUGAUGCCCUUUUGGCACAUGUUGGUUUAUGCUGUUGGUGGGUCUCCUGGCUUCUCAAACCCUGGCUCGUGGGUUUGACUCUAUCCAUUUGGAGUGGUUUUGGGGCCCCAAAGUCUUUGCUCCUGGUGGUUUGUCCCUGACAGCAGAUAGAGCCUCACAUUGCCCUCAAUUUUGCCCCUUUAUUUCUUUUGAAGGACCUAUUUUUCAUGGUACUUGUCCUGAUUGUUUUCAUAGUGUUCAAAUCUGUAUUUUUGUAUGUAGAGGGAAAUAAUUUUCUCAACACUAAUCGCUAAUAAAUAUUGUAUUAAAUCGUCAUGAAGGAGUUCUUGUUUAAUAAAUGGACACGUAAAAGUGGCAUUGUCUCUGUCCUCUGAUUUCCCUUCUGUCCCUUCAAAGGCUGUGGACCCCAUUCCCGAAACAGGCCUGGGAGGUGGAGGCUGAACAAAGUCCGUGUCCACGAAGAGAGGCCACGGGAUGGGUGUCGACAGGCAGUGUGGCUGGCUUAGCUGGGCAGGCAAGGAGGAGCAGAAACCCCCGCCGUGUACCCCUCUCGGCGUCUGUACGCUCAACUUUCAGACAGGUUUUCGAACGUGUGCAAAAGUCGGGGCAGAAUGCCUGGGCCAAAGGCUGACCCAGGAUCCUCCCAGGCGUCAACUCCGAGGUCUCUCAUGCAACCAGUUUCCAAACCACGAGAGCCCCAGGUUCUGGCUACCUCAGAGGUGCCUGGGUCGUUACCCUGAUGCAUAAGUGAGAGGGCCCAGGGCCCCCUCAAAGGGGCUCUGGUGACCUGGGCAAGUUCCUGAACCUUUUGUUAGUCUUCUGGACUGUGAGCCAGGAUUG